Messenger RNA from Xyrauchen texanus (razorback sucker), 2397 nucleotides. RefSeq names its product paralemmin 1b (gene palm1b). Bases 366 to 1115 code for a protein of 249 amino acids. Gene Ontology annotation, biological process: regulation of cell shape. Lineage: Eukaryota; Metazoa; Chordata; Actinopteri; Cypriniformes; Catostomidae. Gene Ontology annotation, cellular component: membrane. The transcript is spliced from 7 exons. The record is from RefSeq and is a predicted model, not a curated record.
GAGGAGAUGCCAGUAAUUACCCUUUACACACUCGCCGAAUAACUGUCGCGGCGGGAAACAAAGGGAACUGUGGAGUCAAUAGUGCGCGCUCCAUCCAAGUCCAUCAAGCCAUGUGAGAAAGAUCUGCUGCACAGAUAUUCACCGUAGGGUUGAGCGCCGCUCCCCGGAAAACUGAGACUACACCUCCUUGUUAAGAACUGUUCUUGCAACCUGAGAGAGAAUAACAGAAUGCAUGCACAUCAUUAGAUAGUGGAAGUCAUAUUGAUCGCCUAUAUCGUUUACGCCUCCAAGCGAGGUUUUUUUUUUCCUAAGCGGAGGCGAGAUAAACAUUUCCUAUUCAAGAGGGAACGGGUCUGGCAAUUGAGAUGUCGGAAGCUUUGUCACAGCAAGAGAGACUCCGGGCUAUUGCUGAGAAGAGAAAAAGGGAGACUGAGAUUGAGAACAAAAGAAGACAACUGGAGGAUGACCGCAGACAACUCCAGCAUCUCAAGUCAAAGGCAUUGAGAGAGCGGUGGCUGUUGGAUGGAGCGCCAUCCAGUGGGGAGGAUGAGGCACAGAAACAACUUGAAGCAGAUGAAGCCAAGACCAAACAACUGGAAAAGACCAUUCUCAGACUAGAACAGGAGAUUGAUGAGCUUGAGAAUGGUGUACCUUUGAAAAAAGCCUCUGAAGAUGACAAUGAAAAUGCACUAGACGGUCCAGUUAAGGCAGUUGAGAAUGGCAUACAGCAGCCCAGCCCCAAUGCAGAUCAAACCACCAAGAAACAGAUCACAGGCAUUGAGGCCCAGCUCCAGUGCACCAAUCCUGACUCAGCCAUUGAAAAUGCCAGUGCAGAGCAUCCCGUCACUAUGGUAUUCAUGGGCUAUAAAAAUGUUGAGGAUGAGGCAGAUUCCAAGAAGGCAUUGGGCAUAGAGGAAACAGUGAAAGCAGAAUUUGUGGUCAUUGAGGACGGUGAGAGCAAAGGAGGGAAUGAGGGGGCCAAAGGGGACCAGGCCCCACCAAACGGCAGCACCUCCAGUCCCGACAAAGCUCAUGAUGAGGCCAAGAAAGAGGAACUGAAAGAAGAGGGCAAUUCGAAAGAAAAGCAGCCAUGCAAGUGCUGCACAGUCAUGUGAGUCUGACCACUCACACUGAAGUUUAGACUCUCACGGAAAACUGAAACCCUGAUCAUAAUACAACAAUGAUUAAGUAUACCCUGUAUACUUAUUAACUUUUGUUGUCUAGUAGGUAUGCCUUUUUUUAUUUCUAUUAAUAUUUUUCUAUAUUUCUGUCUUGACAUUUAUAAAUCUAUAUAUACAUAUAUUUUCAUUAUGUAAUCUUAUGAAGUCCAGUAUUUUGCUUGUCGAAGAACAGAAAAUUAGAACCACUACAGAUUCCACUUGAGGCAAUGAUGUGGUUUAAAGACCAUUUUUGUGGCCUCACACUUAUUUUAUUUGAAGGAAAACCAGAUUUCAAUAUAUGAACAUUUAGUUAUUUAUCUCCUGUAUUAGUUUGUUUAUAAAAUAUUACUUUAUUACUGAGAAGAAAUGACUAUAUUGAUAUUACUAUGUUAUUAUGCUUUUAAUAUAUAUUUUGAGCCUUUUGUUUGGUCUUAUUUUUAAUUUUCUUUUUUGGCCAAAACAUUUCAGACCACUGUGAACACUGGUACAUAGCAUGUAGUCUUUGUCCAAAAUCAUAAAUUCCGCAUCACACAUUGUGGUAGGUAAAUAUAUUUGUAAAUAUGAUCCAAUUAUUUAUGACUGUUCGUUCUGUAAUAGAAUACAUUUAAUCAUGUUUAAAAUACACAAAUACAUCAAACCCCUGAUCCCCACUUUUAACCACAGGAUUUAUCUGCUUUAACACUAAAUCAAUUUUUAUAGGCCAAAUGCUAUUUACAGGAUAAUCUUUAAAAAAAAUAGUAAAGCUAUUGCUUUUAUACAUGAAGGACAACAACGUUAGACAUACAUGUAAUUGUAAUCAAUAUUCAUUUUAAAAGAUUAGGAAAUUUUUUCCCAAUGCACUGAAAUGUCUCCUCUCACAUCUCUGUUAUAGCUCAUAUAGUUGAAAAUGCAUUCUAAUAGCAUGUCACACUUUGCUAAAGAUAUCUUUCUAACAUUUGGAAAAUCAUUAAUUAGCGUUUUUAAAGUGAAAUGAUCAAAAAUCUUUCCUUAUGGAAAUGUCUUUAUCAAAUCUGGGGUCUAAAAAUGUUUUCACAUUCCAAGACCAAUAGCUUUGUAUAUGUAGUUUAGAUGUCUUUCUGAUAUAUUUCCAUUGAAUGAAUUAUAUUAUUUUGUGUGAGUAUGUAUUGUGGAUAUCAAAUUAUGUCAUGAGUUAUAGGUGCUUUAUUUGUAUGGCCAAUGCUUGUUAUGGUCCAAGUGUUUAAAUCAGGAACAAUGACAAUAAACAAAAAUGUUUGUA